UCUAAUACUUUUGAUUUAAUAAGGUUUAACUGUUAAUGGUAAGGAAUGCGUUGUAAUAGAGGUGGGUCAAAAGCUCAAGGAAUGGAGCAAUAAACAAAAGGAGAACUACCUUGUGGCCAAGAAAUUGCUGUAAAAAGGCUUUCAAAAAUGUCCAGACAAGGUGUGGUGGAGUUAAAAAUUGAAGUCACCGUGAUUGCCAAAUUACAACACAGAAAUCUUGUUAGACUGUUGGGAUGUUGCAUUGAAGGAGGUGAAAAGAUGCUGAUCAAGAGUUUAGACACUUUUAUGUUUGAUCCUACAAAGCGAGCCCGGCUAAACUGGGGAAAAUGUUUCCAGAUUAUCGAAGAGAUUGCUUGAGGAAUUCAAGCUUUCAGACAGAUGACCACUUUGGCAUUAAAGAUUAUGCAUGGGAACAGUGGGAUCAAGGUACAACAUAGAACCUUCAUGAUGCUACUAAAAUGAAAAUCUGUCAUUUUCUUGAUGAGGUACUGCCAUAUUUCCUUUGAAGAUUAAUUAGCUUGGUCACCAGAUGGAUCAUUUGUAGUUUUUUUUGUUCAGAUGUAGACAUUCCCCAGUUAAAAAAACAUGGUAGGACCUUGACCUAGGCUGGUCUUUCGUCAAAGAAAUCUUGGCAUGCAAUUGGUGAAAUAAUGUGCAUAGGAAUGUUUUGUCGGAUUCACAGUCAAAUGAAUAGUGUGCAAUGCCACUAAAUUUAUAAAGGAAACAGCAGAAGCCAUCUUUUUCAAACUUGGCUGCAGAAGCAGAUCAAAAUCUGGAUGGAAUUGACCAGGUAAUUGAGCAAGAAAGUCAAAUUCUUGAUUCUAGUUUUAAUACUAGCUACUAGUCAUAAGUAGUACAGUAAAUCUGUUAAUCUAGGAGAGUUUGAGCCAUGUUUCUUUCUUUCCUCUAUCCAAACUCCUCUGGUAGCCAAACAGAGUUGCAGGUGGCCGGAAAGUGGCACAGCGGACGACAUUCUUUAAUAAGGGCCACCAUGGAAUCCGGUAGCUUCCUGUUUUGGUACUUCCUAAUUUCCCAGAUUCUCAUUUCAACAUUCACCAUAGCUGUUGACACCAUCACUCCUGCACAGCCCCUCACACUCAACCAAACUUUAGUCUCCGCCGGUGAGGUCUUCCAACUGGGAUUCUUCAGUCCCGGUGGCAACUCCGGUGGACUGUACGUUGGGAUAUGGUACAAGGAAAUCCGAGACAGGACUAUCGUUUGGGUCGCGAACAGGGACAAACCUCUGAGGAAUUCCACCGGAUUCUUGAAAAUUGGCGAGGAUGGGAACAUCCAUUUGGUGGAUGGGACAGGGAAUUCAAUCUGGUCGUCAUCAAACACGAAUAAUCAGUCCGUGCCAGGAAACACAGUUGCCCAGCUCCUGGAUUCCGGAAACUUUGUUGUUCGCCGAGAAAACGAUGAAAAUCCAGAGAAUUAUCUCUGGCAAAGCUUUGAUUACCCGACAGACACGUUGCUACCUGGAAUGAAGCUAGGAUGGGACUCAAAGACAGGGCGGAAUCGAUACAUUUCAUCGUGGAGAAGCCCGACCGAUCCGUCCGAGGGGGAUAUCACCUUCAAGCUGGACAUCAAUGGAUUACCCGAAGCUUUCUUGAGGAACAAAGACAUCAUCAUUUAUCGAAGUGGCGGCUGGAAUGGCGUUGCGUUCAGCGGCGUCCCAGAAAUGGAACCCAAAGAAGUCAUCGCUUUCUCAUUCAUGAGAACCAAAAACGAAGUUUACUACUCCUUCGAGAUUCACAACAAGAAUUUAUUCUCCAGAUUGAUAGUGAACUACACACAGUUACUUGAAAGGUAUACGUGGAUUCCCGAGAAUCGCAUCUGGAACAGAUUCUGGAACGCCCCGAAAGACCAGUGCGACAAUUACCGAGAAUGCGGUUCCUUUGGAAUCUGCGACACCGACAUGUCCCCGGUGUGCGGGUGUCCGGUCGGAUUUAAGCCCAGAAACCAACAGGCUUGGUCUUUGCGAGAUGGGUCCGGCGGCUGCUUUCGGUACGACGAAUUGGAUUGUCCGACCGAUGGGUUUUUGUCGAUGAAUUACACCAAGUUGCCGGAGAGUUCGACGUCGUUUGUGGAUGCGACGAUGAGUUUGGAUGAGUGUAAAGAGAUGUGCGUUAGGAAUUGCUCCUGCACGGCUUACUCCAACUAUAAUAUCAGCAACGGCGGCUCUGGAUGCGUUAUUUGGACGGCGGAGCUUUUCGAUAUUCGGCAGUAUACGGCGGAAGGCGGCCAACUUCUCUACGUCAGAGUGGCUGCUUCCGAUGCAGAACAAACCGGGGAAGUUGCAAGAGGUGGGAAUGGUUUUGGCAAGACUAAAAAGGUAAUAUUGGCAUGUGGCAUAGUACUUGGAAUUGGCAUGGUUCUUUUUGGAUUACUUCUAUUGAAGAGAAGAAAAUUGCGAAGAGGUGUUACUGAAAAUAUAGAGAUGAGAGGCACAAGAGAAAGAAGUAGAGAUCCUCUAAUGAAUGCAACUGCAAUCUCAAGUAAGCGAGAGCAUUCCGGUGAGACAAUGAUAACGGAUGAGUAUGAAUUACCAAUAUUCGAUUUUAAUGCCAUUGCUAUGGCAACGGACAAUUUUGCCAAUGCAAAUAAGCUAGGCCAAGGUGGUUUUGGUUCUGUUUACAAGGGAAUGCUAGUUGGAGGUGAAGAAAUAGCUGUGAAGAGGUUGUCAAAGAACUCUAGACAAGGAGCCGAGGAGUUCAAGAAUGAGCUUAGAUUGAUUGCAAGACUCCAACACAGAAAUCUAGUGAAGCUUCUCGGGUGUUGUGUUGAUAUUGACGAGAAAAUGUUGAUAUAUGAAUACAUGGAAAACAAGAGCUUGGAUUCCAUUCUAUUUGAUAAAAAGAGAAGCUCAUUGCUCGACUGGAAAAGGCGCUACAACAUCAUUUGCGGGGUGGCUCGUGGACUUCUAUAUCUGCACCAAGAUUCGAGGUUUAGGAUCAUUCAUAGAGAUCUCAAAGCUAGUAACGUUCUCCUAGACAAGGAGAUGAAUCCCAAAAUAUCUGACUUUGGCAUGGCAAGACUUUUUGGUGGAGAUGAGACAGAGGCUGGUACUACAAAGAGAAUAGUUGGAACAUAUGGUUACAUGUCACCUGAAUAUGCAAUGGAUGGACUAUUCUCGGUGAAAUCUGAUGCUUUUAGCUUCGGAGUUCUGGUGCUAGAAGUUGUGAGUGGAAGGAAAAAUCAAGGAUUCUAUACUCCAAGCAACGAAGAGAACCUUCUUGGACUUGCAUGGAGAUUGUGGGGAGAAGGGAGAGGGUCGGAACUACUGGAUUCAGUUAUCGCUUCAGAAUCGCAUUCCGAAUUUGUUGAUCAAGUAAUGAGAUGCAUACAAGUGGGGCUAUUGUGUGUCCAAGAGAAAGCAGAAGACAGACCAAAUAUGGCAGCCGUGAUGUUGAUGCUGAUAGGCAAAGGGACUUCGCUUCCCCAACCUAAACAACCUGGAUUUUGUUUAGCAAGUAAACCUGUCAAAAUGGAUUCGUCUUCUACUAGUUACAAUGAUCAAUCAUUGAAUCAACUUACAGUCACCAUGCUGGAUGCAAGGUAGUUAAUUCAUGUAAGGCCAUGGUCAUUAUUGUGGCAUAGCUUGUAUACCUAGCUAAUUCAAUUCCAAAAUUACAAAAUUUUUGGAGUG
This is a messenger RNA of Ipomoea nil (Japanese morning glory), 3646 nucleotides long. Its product is annotated as receptor-like serine/threonine-protein kinase SD1-8. Gene Ontology annotation, biological process: recognition of pollen; protein phosphorylation. Gene Ontology annotation, molecular function: ATP binding; protein serine/threonine kinase activity. The record is from RefSeq and is a predicted model, not a curated record. NCBI's taxonomy places the organism in Eukaryota, Viridiplantae, Streptophyta, Magnoliopsida, Solanales, Convolvulaceae. The transcript is spliced from 10 exons. Bases 890 to 3559 code for a protein of 889 amino acids.